Gossypium raimondii (Peruvian cotton) is the source of this 804-nucleotide messenger RNA. RefSeq lists its product as uncharacterized. The record is from RefSeq and is a predicted model, not a curated record. The transcript is spliced from 6 exons. The coding region runs from base 1 to 804 and encodes 267 amino acids. Lineage: Eukaryota; Viridiplantae; Streptophyta; Magnoliopsida; Malvales; Malvaceae.
AUGGAGUUUGAUGGGGAAGUAGUGAAAUUCGAUGUCUAUGAGGCCAUGAACCGCCCUAGCAUGAUUUCUAAUGCUCCGGAGUUGGAACUCAAACCACAUCCGGAGCAUUUGAAGUACGCUUUUUUUGGCAAAGGAAAUACCUUACCGGUAAUAAUCUCGAGUAAACUCUUGAAGGUAGAAGAGGAAAACUUGGUACGAGUUCUUAGAGAUUAUAAAGAGGUGAGAUGGUUAGAUGGUUCCCACCCGGGUCCAAAACAAGUGGAGAAUCUACAUCGAUUACAGGAAGUUGAAUUCCUUCACUCGGUUUCUCCAGAUUCCAGUGGCACUGGAAGAUUGAGAGAAUAUGACAUUUACGUGUCUAUUUGGCACGUUCACUUACAGAUGGACGCCAUUCAGACUUUACAAUGCACCAGCCACAUUUCAAAGGUGUAUGGUUAUUAUCAGAGGUUUGUUGAGGGGUUCUCAUUGAUUGCAGCUCCUCUAACUAAGCUUCUACGCAAAAAUGUUCAUUUUUUCUUGGCUGAUGAGCAACAAUCAAGUUUUAAGAAGCUCAAGUUUGUUCUGGCCUGGGCUCCUAUUCUGAUACAACCUGAAUUUGGUAAGGAGUUUGUGGUUUAUAGUGAUGCAUCACAUGUCGGGUUGGGAUGUGUUCUGAUGCAAGAUGGGAUCCUCGCUUCACUUCUCGAUUUUGGAAAAAAACUUCAUAAGGCUUUGGGUUCAAGACUGGACUUCAAUACUGCGUUCCAUUCUCAGACCAAUGGUCAAUCUGAGAGGGUGAUUCUGAUACUAGAGGAUAUGCUUUAG